AUGGCUCGAGAGUCGGAUACAUACUUGGAGAACCUGCCGACCGAGGUCCUGCUCCAGAUACUGACACAGAUCACCGACAUCCACUGUCUCUGGAAUCUCCUCGCCUCGUCACCAGCAGCAGGACGGGUGUUUAAUCAAUACUGCGAUGAUAUCUUCUGGCCUUCUGUCCUCGAUGGCAUCAUACCACCACAGACCCAGGAUGUCAUACGGUGUGUAGUCUCCCUCCGCUCUGGUGCUUUCCGAAACACACCGUUGGAUCAGCUCGCCGGUAAGAUCAGAGAUCGCGAAGCCGGCAUCGUGCUCGGCCAGAGCUCGGAGCUGGGCUACAGCCUUCCAACCAUAGACACGACAGCCAAGCCUUCACUGACGGUGAUGCGGUCCAUCUUGGCAGUCGCUACCCGGAUACACUCCCUGAGCCGACUCUGCAUCGGCCAUUAUCUUGCGACCCUCUCCGCCGCCAAGGCCGGGGGUCGGCUGGGUACCGCGCCAGAAGGGUUGACCGACGGUCAGCUGUCGUGGGUGGAGGAGCAACGUACCAUUCGCGCUUUCUGGCGUGUUCAGCUGGUGCACGAAUUGAAUCUCGCAGCGCGCACGUCGAAAGUACAGUCUUCUGAUGAAGGCGCCGGCACACCGGGAGAACUUGAUGUCGAGGCAUUUUACGACAGCACCACGAGCAACCUCAAAGUUGCGUAUCACGAAGUCAUGACGGCGUUAGACUUUCUCAAAGAGAGUGAACUUGGGAAAGCCCCCGGUCAGACCACAGCGUUGAAGCGAAUGCCGUCGAAGAAUCAUCCGGGAAUGAGCAUCUCGCCAUCGACUGCAAGAAUGCCCCCCGACCCUGCCACCCGAAGGUCGUCUUUGGUACUGCCGGCGGACGGGCUCUGGAUCGUGGACAGCAUGGGAAGGAAUGCACACUCGCCAAUCAAGUAUGCCGGUUUCGGGCCGUACAGGAAGAUGGGAUUCGCGAUCUGGGAUCGGGAGAGGCUCGCGAGGCUGGGGCUGGCCAGUCCGCCAGGUCAUGGCCGCGUCACGGGCCUGGGGUCCUACUUUUCUUUCUGGCUGAACCUUCUGGACACGCAGGAGAUGUCCCGUGCCGAGGAGCGGAUGCGGGAAGCAGAGUGUCGUGGUGGGCGGCUGGACCCGCUGCAACCCAUGAUACAGGAUAACGCGUCCUAA
Molecule: messenger RNA, 1176 nt
Organism: Colletotrichum navitas
Lineage: Eukaryota; Fungi; Ascomycota; Sordariomycetes; Glomerellales; Glomerellaceae
Exons: 1
Coding region: 1-1176 (391 amino acids)
Source: RefSeq, a predicted model, not a curated record